Molecule: messenger RNA, 2946 nt
Organism: Ostertagia ostertagi
Lineage: Eukaryota; Metazoa; Nematoda; Chromadorea; Rhabditida; Trichostrongylidae
Source: the annotation of a GenBank genome assembly
AUGCAGUCGGAUGAUCCUGCUUUCUUACCACCCGGAACCGAAGUCAGUGCGAAGUUCAAAGGAGCAUUCUGCGAAGCUAAAAUUAAGAAAUUGUGCAAAUCUGUGAAGUGUAAGGUUUUGCUUAAAGAAGCUCCAUUCGGAUCACUGGUAGUGGAGGAGCAUCUCGUUAGAGGAACUUUGGAGGUGAAUCAAAACGUUGAUGUAUCUCACGGAAAACAUCUACUAAAAGGUGUUAUUCAGCAUGUCAAAGACUGUAGCACGUAUCACGUUGUGUUCAAUGACGGUGACGAGAAGGUAUUACGACGUACUCAGAUGUGCCUCAAAGGAGCUAGACAUUUCGAUAGUGAGUCAAAUCUGGAUCAGAUGCCGUUGUACAAUCCUGAACAGUUUUGUGCUGCUCCCAAGCCACAAACCAAAGCAAAGAAAGUGAAAAAAGCUAAACGACGAAGAGACGAUAGCAGUGAGGAUGAUGGUGGAAAGAAGAGAAACAAGAGAGCAGCUGCUUCUGCUGCCUCAGUAGCCAUUGGAGAAAUGGAUCAACUUCGUGAUGGAGUCGUUGUAUGCGUUUAUGAAGACUCCCAGCAUCGUGGCAAAUGGUUCCCGGCAGUCGUUGUAAACCCAAAAGCAUACAAGGAUGGCAACAACAAGGCCAAAAGCGUCGGCAAAAAUGAGAUUCCUGUGAGGAGCUUCCAGAAUGCUAAAUAUUCGCAAGUCUCACUGGCAAACUUAUCUCUUUUCGAAGACCAGCCAAUGAAUAAAAAAGCAAUGGAUUCGAUGAGUAAUGCGCUACGGACAGCAGUUGAUCGCGCGAACUCUUUUCAGAGCAAAGGCACUCUCCCUAACAACUGGACAGCAAAAGAAAUUUAUGCGGACAGCAUACCGCGUAAAAAGGAGCCCGCUAAAAACGCUUCUGUUGGAAAAGGUUCUAAAAAAGAUGAUGAAGCAAGUAAAAAGGAGGACGAUAAGAAGAAGAAAGCUGAUAAGAAAGUAGAGAGCAGUUCGUCCAGUUCUGAAAGCAGUGAUGAAGAAGAGUAUGGAGAAGAGCGAGAUUUGUUCGUCGCACAGUUGUACAAGUUCCAAGAAGAGCGAGGUACUCCAAUCAAUCGUGCACCUAUUCUGGGUGGGAGAGAUAUAGAUUUGUACCGCUUUUAUCGAGUAGUUCAAUACUAUGGAGGUUGCAAAAGGGUGACAACAAAUCAGCUUUGGCGAAAGGUUUUGUGUAAACUGCAUCUGGAAGGCUGCCCUGGAGCUACACCGGUUACUGUUCGAAAGGCAUACAUACGAUAUCUGGCGCAUUUCAACUCUUUCUACAAAAGGCUCGGUUGGUCCUUAGAUGAACUUUCAAUAACGUCCACUAUCAAUAGUCCACGCGAGCGUCGUUUGAUCCGGCCUGCAGAAUUACUCAAUCAGAAGCCGAUAACCAAAAGGAAGAAGUCUACUACCACCGAAACUAAAGAGAAAGUUACCAAGAAAGGAAAAGAAAAAUCUGAAGGAACUGAUUCUAAGGAGACUUCUCGAGAUCCCGAGCCCUGCACCAGUAGAGAGCGCUCAGUCUCGUCUCCUGUUUCUUCUGUGCAAGAAAAACCGAAAAAGGUGGACAAGGAGGAAGAUGGAAAGAAGUCCGAUCGAAAAUCCAAAGACGAGGAACCCAAAGAAAAGAGUAAAGCAAAACGAGAAGAGAAAACCAAAGAGGUGGAGGAUAAGCCGACCGAGAAAGUUGUCGAAAAGGUCAAAGAUCGACCUGAAGUCAAGACCGAACGAGAGAUUGCUGUUAGUCCACCGGUUGCAAAACCCGAAACAGAAUGUUCCACCGUCUUGCAACGGCAUGAACCCCGUGAAAGCGAGCAAGAUGCUCGGGAUCGACCCACAUCUGGUGAGAAAGACUCAAGUAUCGAGAGGAAAGAUCACGAUAUCAGCGACGAGGAUGGCGAUGGGAAGCGGAAAAAAGAACGAAAAAAGAUACCAAAGUCCGAGAAGAAAGGCGGAGAUGUUGGCGAUCCCGCGAAGUCGAAGGAUGCUGAUGAAGGAUAUCGGCCUGCUAACAUUGUCUCGCGAUUUUAUCUCGGACAGAAAGUUCGUGCCCAUCAUCACGGCAGAUGGUACGACGCUCGAGUGGUUACCGUUGAACAACCAUCAGUCAAAGAAAUGGUCGAGAUUAUGGAAAUGCAUGACGAAGAGGGUACCGGACUUUCCUCCCAAGCAAUCGCUCGUCUUCGUCUUGUGCUGAACGCUACACGAUGCUUUGUACAUUAUCUGGGCUGGAAUUCUCGUUAUGAUGAGUCUAUAACUCUAAAUAAGAUUCGGAUCAGCGAAAAGGAUGACAUGUCGUCGCUCGACGCUAUUGUUCGAGAAAUGGGUGACAGGAUUCCGAAAUCUCGUCUUGAUUUUCUUCUUAGGUGGUCAAACUCGACUGACGGCGUAGAAAGCCUCACGCGGGAUGAUGUUGCUGCGCCAUCAAAUCUUUUCAGCAUGGGUGGAUAUCGUCCUCGUCGCGUUUCAAUCUCUCAGUACGAGCAGCUAAGUGCUGCAGCAGCAGAAGGUCUGAAAAGAGAGAGUUCCAAGUCGUCUGGAGCAAUCGGUGUGAAGGUGCCUCACCACUACCGUGCUAAAACCCCAACAACAGCUCAAUCAAAGGCCGAGCAUUCCGUCAUCUCCCCAGCAAGCAGUAUUGGGGUAUCUCCUCCCCUGCGUUCGCCUCCACGUAGCUAUGAUACAACCUUGCCAUCACCUCACACUCGGACCGUGUCGUCACCGCCGCCAGUCAUUCCUUCGAAACGUUCGCGCACUAUAUCUUCGGCGAGCUCAGGAAGGGAAAGCGUACCGAUUGCCACCCCCUCUGGGUCGUCUACUCCAGUGCCGGCCACUAUAUACAUCGCGACUUCAAACGAAAAAGUUCUGAGCUCCCCUCAACGUCUUGUAUCUCCGCCGGUAUGCUUUAAAGAAUUC